Messenger RNA from Juglans microcarpa x Juglans regia, 586 nucleotides. RefSeq names its product organ-specific protein P4-like. NCBI's taxonomy places the organism in Eukaryota, Viridiplantae, Streptophyta, Magnoliopsida, Fagales, Juglandaceae. Bases 66 to 386 code for a protein of 106 amino acids. The record is from RefSeq and is a predicted model, not a curated record. The transcript is spliced from 2 exons.
GUACCAUUCAAAAUAACAAAUCUGAGCGUGUGCCAACAAUUAAGCUUCACCAAAGCUAGCUAGAGAUGAGGUCUGGGAUCUUUGCUUUCUUGCUUCUGAUCUUGUCCCUCCUCUUGUCUGUUAACCUCAACGGUGCCAGAGAAGACCCAGGAGAUUACUGGAAGAGCAUAAUGAAAGACCAACCAAUACCAGAAGCAAUCAAAACCCUCUUUCAUCGAGAUUCCCCACAUCCCUCUGAAUCAAUGAAAAAAGACCAUUUCCUUAGAGAUUUUGACGUCACACCUAAUGCUAUUAUCUAUCAUGCCCGUGUUGAGGGGAAAGAAGAGAAGAAGCCUUGUGUCCAGGACUUGGAAACAAAGCGAGACACACAGCUGAUGCAGGGCUGAAGCUUCCGAAAUCUAUUAUAUAUAUGCUCAUGAUGCUGUCAUAUGCAAUAUGAUUUAGACGAAUCAUGAAACAAAUUAAGUAGCUCAUGUCUUUACAAUUUCAUGUUAGCGUGUUCUCAGUUGUUGAAGCUUGUCUUGGAGGAGAACGAGUGGUGUAAAAAUCUAUCUUAUGUUGUUGAAAUAUUGGAAGUAGUUUCUCU